Triticum aestivum (bread wheat) is the source of this 1685-nucleotide messenger RNA. Its product is annotated as serine carboxypeptidase 1. The coding region runs from base 17 to 1504 and encodes 495 amino acids. The record is from RefSeq and is a predicted model, not a curated record. The transcript has 8 exons. Gene Ontology annotation, biological process: proteolysis. Gene Ontology annotation, molecular function: serine-type carboxypeptidase activity. Gene Ontology annotation, cellular component: vacuole. Lineage: Eukaryota; Viridiplantae; Streptophyta; Magnoliopsida; Poales; Poaceae.
AGGACCCCAAACACACAUGCACACGCUUCCUAUCAAGAUGAAAAGAGGCCUACUAGUAGUAUUUUGGUCCUUGUUCUGCCUCUGUGUGGCAAACACAGCUACUGGCAACAAGCCCAAACACCCUAUUGAGUUUGAUCAAUUAGAAAUAUCCAGGAAAUAUGUUCCAGCAAAACAGCAUGCAUCUGCGAGCAAGAGCCCUUCUAGUUCUUCAGUCCAUGGUGGCUCACAAGAUUAUCAGCGAAAGAGGGAUAAGAUUAUAGCAAUGCCAGGCCAGAUGGAGGAAGCGGAAUUCACACAAUAUGCAGGGUAUGUCACUGUGGAUGCAAAUGCUGGAAGGGCUUUGUUCUACUAUUUUGCUGAGGCUCCUCAAGAUCCUUCCAACAAACCACUAGUCCUAUGGAUGAAUGGAGGCCCUGGUUGUUCAUCCUUUGGAGCUGGAGCCAUGCUAGAACUUGGACCCUUCUCUGUCCAUAGUGAUAACAAGACACUGUACAAGAAAAAACAUGCUUGGAACACAGUAGCAAAUAUGCUGUUUGUUGAGAUCCCAGCCGGUGUUGGGUACUCAUACUCCAACACGACAUCAGACUAUCACAACACUGGUGACAAAAGAAGCACAGAUGAUGCGUACACCUUCCUUGUCAAUUGGCUGGAGAGAUUUCCCAUGUACCGAGACCGUGAUUUCUUCAUAACCGGCGAGAGUUAUGCUGGCCACUAUGUACCAGAGCUAGCUAAUUUGAUUAUUUCUAACAACAGAGCCAGAGGUGCGACUAAUGUCAAGCUUAAAGGUGUUGCUAUCGGCAACGCAGACUUGCAAUACAAUUUGACUCUAAGAGCGACAUUUGACUACUUCUGGAUGCAUGCUAUGAUUUCUGGAAAAACCUACAGAACUGUACAGGCCAACUGUGGCUUCAACGGGACAUAUACUAAAGAUUGUGAUAAUGCCAUGAACUUGGCCAUAAAGGAGAAGGGUAAUGUUGAUGACUACAACAUCUAUGCACCAAUAUGCCGUGAUGCCUCCAGUCCUCUCAGAUCAAGUGACCCGGUGGUGUUCGGUGAUCCCUGCACAAAUCACUAUGUUUCAUCUUAUCUAAAUCGUCCUGAGGUCCAAAGAGCCCUACACGCAAACACCACAGGGUUGAACUACCCAUGGACGGAUUGCAGUCAACUUGUAUUCGAUAACUGGAAAGAUUCACCCGAGACCGUGCUGCCAUCGAUCAGGAAACUCAUUUCAAGUGGCACAAGGGUAUGGCUGUACAGUGGUGAUAUGGAUGCAGUAUGUUCUGUGACCUCGACCCAAUACGCACUGGACAUUCUUGACCUGCCCACAGAAACAUCUUGGCGCCCAUGGCGCGUCAACAAUGAGGUUGCUGGCUAUGUGGUUGGGUACAAGGGCCUGGUGUAUGCAACAGUCAAAGGAGCGGGGCACAUGGUCCCUUUUUAUCAGCCCCGCAGGGCCCUAGCGCUAUUCUCAUCCUUCCUAGAAGGAAAGCUUCCGCCACAAUGAUCUAAUUGUUAGGGAUAAAUUAGCACAUAUCUAUUGUAAAACGUCGAUAGCGAAGUCCGACCCCAAGAAGUCGCAUCCCUUCUCUCUCUCUUAACAUGUAAAUGUCAUCCUUUGGAUGCAUUCCCGCAGGCAUGCAUAUAUAUCCUUUGUAUCAGUGAAAUCAAUGGUGCUUGACCAUUCA